Amorphotheca resinae ATCC 22711 is the source of this 795-nucleotide messenger RNA. RefSeq lists its product as hypothetical. The coding region runs from base 79 to 795 and encodes 238 amino acids. The transcript has 2 exons. Lineage: Eukaryota; Fungi; Ascomycota; Leotiomycetes; Helotiales; Amorphothecaceae. The record is from RefSeq and is a predicted model, not a curated record.
UCCGCUUUCUUUGAUCGUUGAUUUACAAAAGUGGGUUCUGUUCCAAUUAUUCUCGCUAUUCAUUGCCACACUGUCAUCAUGGAUACACCUCAAGAUGGGAUAUCGCCUGGGCAUACAAAUUUCCAGUACCUUCAACCAUUUGGCUUCCCAGUACCAUCAUCACCUCACCAUCUCCCGCUCUGGGACCCCUCAUCCCCGAUUCCCCAGCGCUACGACGAAGAGCCAUCAACCAGCUUCCCCCAAAUUACUCUCCCAAGCGCAGAGCUCGAGAGUCUCUCCCUGAAAAGGAAUCCCUGCCCCCUAUGCAAAGGCAAGAAAUACGGCUUCACCUCCUACUUCCACAACCGCUCUAUCUUCCCCUCGCCACCCCACGAGAUCCUCGCCCUCGUUGAAGAAUCCUACCUCCUGAAGGACCGUCUCAAAAGCCUCCUAGUCACCUACGCCAUGCGCGAUGUCACGCCGGGGAAUCUCUCAACUAUCAAGGACGAGGUCAAUAACUGGGGUCAUUGGGUCGGUGUCCUGACCUGCGAUGUCAUGACUGCGGCCGCCUUCCCGCUCCGGAGGGAGCCGCUCGAUGCCGUGCGCGCCUGGAGAGAGAUGAUGGUGUGGCGCUUGAUUCAGCAUGUGGAGGGUAAGGAAAGGUUAGAGAUGCCGAGGGGGAGGUUGGCGGAGCUGUUGUUGGAGUUUCGGAUGGUGUGGGAGGGGGUCUGGAAGGGGAGCAGUGACCACGCCCCUUGGGCGUGGGCGGGGCGGUGGGGCAGCGGGGUAGCAAUUCUGGGGAAUCUGCGCGCAUAA